UUCAAUUCCAUUCAAGCUAUAUAUAUUUUGAGAGAUCAGACUUUCCUUGUCAUGUGAUGAGGAUUAGAUGGUCUGGGACCAAAUUCUUAUGCUAAUUGAUUUUAAUUAGUUGACCCAAGUCUUUUUGGUGGUUCUUGGAUACAACAUUAAUUAAACCAGCAGUUGGUCGUGGGCUUUGUAUGUUAGUUGCCUAUGGAUGUAACCUUAGUACCUAUGUAUAUCAGUACAUGGGUACUUCCUUGUCAUUCAUUAAUCUACUGUGGAACGGAGAUUCUAAGGUAGUGUUUGUACGUGCAUUGUCUGGUCUAUACCAGAGUCUGUCAAGGUUCACCUCGUGACCUUGACAAUGAGGUGCCUUCCCAGCCGGCAACCAUAGUUCCAACCUCAUUAUCUUCCUCCUCCAGUACUUUGCCCUUUAUUGCAGCAAUUGAAAAGGAAUAAGUUGUGUUUUUUUAGAAUCUUAACUAACUGCUGGAGCUUCCUCUCAUUGACAAAUAGGUUCUGUCUUAUUUAUUUUUGGAUCUUUACUAGUUUCUUCUUCUUUUCUAAUGUAGUAACUUUUGUCAGAACUGAUGCCAAAUAAAAAAAAUUCAUAAGGAGGUGGGCGAUGAGUGGUUGCCCACGCUUUGAGAAAUGUUGAAUCCUGGUUUUCUUAAAGGAUCCCAAAGAAGAAGUCAUUCAAGCAUGGUACAUGGAUGAUAGCGACGAAGACGAGGCUGCCUCAUCACAGGGAGCCCAAUGAAUUUGUCUUUGGACCAACUUUCUGUUGGCGGCUUGAUGCUGACAGCUAUGAAACAGAUGAAGAGUUGAAGAAGAUACGUGAAGAGCGUGGAUAUUCCUGCGUGGACUUCGGUGAAGUUUUCCCAGCGAAGCUGCCUAAUUAUGAAGAGAAGAUCAAAGACUUUUUUGAAGAACAUUUUCACACUGAUGAGGAGAUUCGCUACUGUGUGGCUGGAAGUGGUUAUUUUGAUGUUAGGGAUCAUAAUGACCGCUGGAUUCGUGUUUGGGUGAAGAAAGGUGGAAUGAUUGUCUUACCUGAUGGAAUUCAUCACCUCUUCACAUUACCAAGAUGACUAUAUCAAGUGGUAUAUAGCAAAACAUAUGCAAGAGAGCUUGUUGUUUGUGGAAGAAUGGGAAAAACUCCUCUGUUCCAUCAUCCCAUUUCUUCGGGAACUAGACUUCAGUCGUAAAACUGCUAUCCUCGCCCAAUGGUCACAGCCAAUGCUCAUGUAAUUUCGUAGUUGCUUCAUGUUUGCGGAUGAUUUGCAAAGGAAUGAUUAUUCGGGCUUUUGGCUUUAGAUCAAAUGCUAGGUACGAGGUUUGGUAGUCCCAUCUCUAAAAAGAAGACAUGGCAUGUAGUCGGUAUGAUUGCAACUCCAGUCCUGACAUUUUCAAUGCUGCACCUUUUGUAGAUUUCUUGUUCAGGGUAUGUCUACCAAGGUAGCAAUGCCGUUCUACUUCUAUGAAUGAGACUUUUAAUAUUCUCCCACAAGGAGAAUGUCGGGUUUAUUUUAA
Messenger RNA from Populus nigra (black poplar), 1515 nucleotides. Its product is annotated as acireductone dioxygenase 2-like. Gene Ontology annotation, biological process: L-methionine metabolic process. Gene Ontology annotation, molecular function: acireductone dioxygenase [iron(II)-requiring] activity. NCBI's taxonomy places the organism in Eukaryota, Viridiplantae, Streptophyta, Magnoliopsida, Malpighiales, Salicaceae. The transcript is spliced from 6 exons. The record is from RefSeq and is a predicted model, not a curated record. The coding region runs from base 696 to 1073 and encodes 125 amino acids.